CUCAGCCACUCCCGCGUCUGUUGCCGUUCACUAGGCUCACGGCGUGAGGUUGCAACCCCCUUCCUUGAUCCAUGUUUUUCUGCAUCUGCGCAAGAUUUCAAAAUAUAAUGUGCAAAUGAGCCUGCUGCUCCGCUUGCCCCGCGCGUUGCGGAGCCUCGUUAGCCCGUAGACCUGCUGCGUUCGCACGGCUUUUCUAUCCUCCUAUCGUUUAAAUGACUACGCUGUUGGCUGCUCUCUAACCCUCUCUCUCCCUCCCCUAUUCAAACCCCCCUCCUCCCUCUACAAUCUCGUGGCUCCGUUACCGCCGUACAUCCAGCCCUAUCCUCCGUACAUAUCAGCUCUUAAUUUCAACCCUACUGCCCUCCCUUCCGGCUCUCCCUCAGCUGUGGCGCUCCCGCCGGACAUAUUUUUUUCCUCCGGUCUUCUGCCAUCGAAGAGCCUCUGCUCACCGUAUGCCCUCUUUUUGGUAUUGGAUUACGUAACUCUUCAUGAUUGCGCGUUGAGUGUUGCCUAUGGUAUGGAUACAGUCAUGGAAGAAGACGUAUAUGACUCCGAUGAUGCCCGGGCUUUCACUCCUCCACUCAAGCGGUCCCGAGUCGACCUCAGACCCUAUAAGACCCCAACCCCUCCAUUUGUCCCCGAAAAGAGUGAAAGCCCCAAAGGAAAAGAAAGUCCCUCUGGACGUGUCCGUAAGGACCGACCAGAUCUCGCCCACCAGCUUACCCAGGCACACGUCCAAUCGGUCUCGCCGUCAGACACUAGUGAAUCCAAUGACAGAGCUGAGCUGAAGGGAAUAAAUAGGCAUACGGAGGAUUCCAUGCAACAUGCGGACUCGGCCUGCAGGUCACCAUGCGAGGUGCAAAAUCCACCGAGCCUCGAGGAGAAGCCCCCUCCAAGUGUCCAGCAGAGAAAACCGCAAGAUCCCUGUAAUGUCAUGAACAUCUGCAAUCAGUGGAUGGACCCCAGCGAAUCUGUUCCAAUCAAGAAAGAGCAAGCUUUCAGCGACCACGACAGGAUCCCAUUCCGCACGCGGAUGCACUCUCAAGAACCAGCUUUCAAGUAUCAACUUCCGAGAAUUAAUUCAAACCCGGAGGAUCGGGAGGUGGCGUCCAGAUCGUCCAGAGUGAAGGAAGAGCUGGAGCUGCCCCAUCCCGACCAGAAGCGCGUCUGUCGAAGUCACCAUCCAUCUCCCUCCCUGCCGGUCCUGCAAUCUCCGCCACAAUCGACGGCGUCGCCAGAUUCUGCCCGGAACUUACCGCCAAUCAAGGCACUAGUUGGACCUUCCUUUGAAGAGCCAGCUCGCUUUCCAGCUUUUUCGACAUUUGAGCCGCAAUAUCUACCAGCUUCGUUUCGCCGUGCGGCCACUUUUUCCCACCUCACUGCUGCUAGUACAAAGGACAUGUCAAGCCUCUCGCCCACGCCCGUCGCUGGCACCCCUCAUAGCUCCUAUUGGGCACCAUCGACAAACGCUGAAUGCUCUCAAUCUCAGUCUCCUGGCGACACUAGCUCCCAUUUUACAGGCAGCCCAGCCACUGGAUAUCCUACGCCAAUAGAACCAAGAAAGAAUGAGACCAAGACAUCGACGCCUCAGAAUUCAGGCGGGUUCAAGUGUGAACACCCCGGCUGCAAUUCAGAGCCCUUUCAGACACAAUAUCUUCUCAACUCGCACGCAAAUGUACAUUCAGAAAACCGACCUUACCACUGCCCUGUGGAAGAUUGUCCACGGGGUAAAGGGGGAACGGGCUUCAAAAGGAAAAAUGAAAUGAAACGACAUGCCCUAGUUCAUAACUCUCCGGGGUAUAUCUGCCCAUUUUGCUCAGACCAGCAACGCCAGUAUCCCCGCCCAGACAAUCUUCAAAGACACGUUCGGGCCCAGCACGGAGAUAAAGACAAAAAUGAUCCUUUGCUACGACAGGUCCUUGCCAAGAGGUCCGAAGGCGUAGCCCGAGGAAGGCGUCGGCGAGCAUGACAUUCGUUAGGACAAUCAACAACUGUUUUCUGUUCGGCCUUAGCUACUCUCGACUAUGUCGUUCACGGGAUUCGCAGCUCUGUCCCCCCAACCCCAACCCCGACGGAUAUCGACGGGGAAAUAUUAUCGGAGUAAUGGUAAUCGGUAGUCCUUCAACGAGUGCCAGGGUUUGUUUCUGUUAUAUUGUUUCGGUUAGGGUGCC
This is a messenger RNA of Coccidioides posadasii C735 delta SOWgp, 2171 nucleotides long. The record is from RefSeq and is a predicted model, not a curated record. NCBI's taxonomy places the organism in Eukaryota, Fungi, Ascomycota, Eurotiomycetes, Onygenales, Onygenaceae.